This is a messenger RNA of Microthlaspi erraticum, 1071 nucleotides long. NCBI's taxonomy places the organism in Eukaryota, Viridiplantae, Streptophyta, Magnoliopsida, Brassicales, Brassicaceae. The record is from the annotation of a GenBank genome assembly.
AUGGGAUCUGCAAGUGGGUUUUACUCAAACGAAGAGUUCGAAUUGGAUCCUAAAUGGCUCGUUGAUCCUCGUCAUCUCUUUGUUGGUCCCAAGCUCGGUGAAGGUGCUCAUGCCAAAGUCUAUGAGGGAAAGUAUAGAAACCAAACGGUUGCUAUUAAGAUUAUUAAAACCGGAGGAUCACCUGAAGAGAUCGCCAAAAUAGAUAGCCGGUUUGCGAGAGAGAUUGCAAUGUUGUCUAAAGUCCAGCACAAGAAUUUGGUCAAGUUCAUUGGAGCGUGCAAAGAACCAAUCAUGGUUAUAGUAACCGAGCUUCUACAAGGCGGUACAUUGCGUAAAUAUCUAGUGAACUUGCGGCCAAAUCGUUUAGACAUGCGUUUGGCUGUAGGGUUUGCUCUUGACAUUGCUCGCGCUAUGGAAUGUUUACAUUCCCACGGAAUCAUCCACCGUGAUCUCAAACCAGAGAAUCUGAUCUUAUCAGCAGAUCAUAAGACGGUUAAACUCGCUGAUUUCGGUUUAGCUAGGGAGGAAUCAUUAACCGAGAUGAUGACCGCAGAGACCGGUACAUACCGAUGGAUGGCCCCUGAGCUAUACAGUACGGUAACGUUAAGGCAAGGAGAGAAGAAACACUAUAACCACAAAGUAGAUGCUUACAGCUUCGCCAUUGUCUUGUGGGAGCUCAUUCUCAACAAGUUACCUUUUGAAGGCAUGUCCAAUCUUCAAGCUGCCUAUGCUGCUGCUUUCAAGAAUUUGAGGCCAAGUGCAGAAGAUUUGCCAGGGGAUUUAGGGAUGAUUGUAACUUCUUGCUGGAAAGAAGAUCCUAACGAACGGCCAAACUUCACGGAGAUUAUUCAGAUGCUACUCCGUUACCUUUCUACUGUUUCGCCGCCGCAGAUUGUUCCUCCUCCGGUUAGACGAGUUUUCUCUUCGGAGAAUGUAGUUUUGUCGCCGGAAUCUCCGGGAACUUGCUCUCUGAUGACUGUGAGAGACAAAGAUGGUUCUGGUCAGAGUGUUAACAUUGCUGAUUCGUCAGAGAAAGCAACGAAAGGAGGCUUCUUCUUCUGCUGCUCAUAG